AUGUUACCCCGUUGGAGACUAUCAUCGGACCAUCUUUCCAACCGUUUCCCAAUACCCUCAAUCCAUCAAUCCCAACUCAACCGCAUACAAAAAAUAUCAGACAUGCCUGGCUUUGUUUACCGUGAGAACCGUGUCCCUCACUACCAGCGCCUAUUCCAGAAGAACGAUGGUGUGAGGCAAUGGUACAAGACUCCGCGAUCCAAGAUGAUGCUCUAUCCGUACUUCGUUAUGCUUAGUCUCGGAAUUUCCGGCUCUCUCUAUGGAAUGUGCAGAAUGGUGAUGGGCAAGAAGUCGUACUUUUAAACCCAGUUGCAUUGUUACUCGCAAUCGUAAUGCGCCUAUCAAUUAUUAUUUUUGCUAGUGGGAUGCGAUGGGACUGGAUGUGAGGUUUGGGGGUUUUGAGGUGGGGGAAUGUUUGUGCAUAGCAAAUAUGAAAUAGAAGCGAAGUGUAAAAUUUC
Molecule: messenger RNA, 458 nt
Organism: Tuber melanosporum (Perigord truffle)
Lineage: Eukaryota; Fungi; Ascomycota; Pezizomycetes; Pezizales; Tuberaceae
Exons: 5
Coding region: 1-303 (100 amino acids)
Biological process (GO): mitochondrial electron transport, cytochrome c to oxygen
Source: RefSeq, a predicted model, not a curated record